AUGGCGGCGCCGUUUGAAGUCGACGAGGCCCUCGUCACCCGCGUCACCGACUACGUCAAGGAGUACAUGUCGCACUACGACGCCUCCCACGACUUCAACCACAUCCAGCGCGUCCUGCGGCUCGCCACGCACAUCCAGGCCCGCACGCCCAACACCUCGCCCGCAGUCGUCACCCUCGGCGCGCUCCUGCACGACGUCGGCGACAAGAAGUACCUGGGCCCCGGCGAGGAUGCCUCUCGCCUCGUCCGCGACCUGCUGGAAUCCUACGGCGCCGACCCGGCGCUCGCGGAGACGGUGCAGGCCGUGUGCCUGGGCGUCAGCUACUCGAGCGAGGUUAAGGACCCGGGGCGCGUGGCCGCGCUGAUCGAGACGCACCCGGAGCUGGCGGUCGUGCAGGACGCGGACCGGCUGGACGCGAUUGGCGCGGUGGGCGUGGGCCGCACGUUCGCGUUCGGCGCGGCCAGGGGCAGGCCGCUCGAGGACACGGUGGCGCACUUUGAGGAGAAGUUGCUGAAGUUGGAGGGCAUGAUGAAGACGCCGACGGGCAGGGCGCUGGCGAGGGAGCGGGCGCAGAGGAUACGUCUGAUGCACGAGUGGUGGCUGGAGGAAACUGGAGACGAGGUCCGGUAA
This is a messenger RNA of Cordyceps fumosorosea ARSEF 2679, 630 nucleotides long. Its product is annotated as HD domain protein. The transcript has a single exon. NCBI's taxonomy places the organism in Eukaryota, Fungi, Ascomycota, Sordariomycetes, Hypocreales, Cordycipitaceae. The record is from RefSeq and is a predicted model, not a curated record. The coding region runs from base 1 to 630 and encodes 209 amino acids.